This is a messenger RNA of Zea mays, 1341 nucleotides long. RefSeq lists its product as uncharacterized. The transcript is spliced from 4 exons. NCBI's taxonomy places the organism in Eukaryota, Viridiplantae, Streptophyta, Magnoliopsida, Poales, Poaceae. The coding region runs from base 631 to 1059 and encodes 142 amino acids. The record is from RefSeq and is a predicted model, not a curated record.
UCACGGACGCGAACUUUCUAGCCUUGCCCUCGACGGUGGCCACACGAACACGACGCCUAGUCGCCCACUUCGAUCUCUUCACUGCCACCAUCCCUCUGCUCGUCUCACCGUCGACUGUGUCCUAUCUGUGCCGCAGCGCAGGGAAAGUCAGCUCCUGCUCCUGCUACGAUGCCUCGACCCCGCGCCUCUCCGCCUCCUCCAUCCUCCUCCACGUGGUUGUGCUCCCUGACACAGUCUCCUCGUCGACGGCAACAAGCUGCCAUGUCCUUCGCCAACAAGAACCGUGCGCCGCCGCCUCUCACUGGCACCGUCGCACGCAGACCGGUCACACUGUCGCCGGUGGCACCGCCACCUUGCCCCGCCUUCUUCCUCCACUUGUCGCCACCCUAUUCUUCCCUCGACGCAGCCGCAAGCGCUGCCCUCCACCGGGCUCGCCUCCAUGGCCGCGCGUAGGUGGGUCGCUCUCGCUCCCCACCCCGUCGCCUUCCUCCUCAUACAAUACAAACAGAGGGCAGGGAGCAAACAAGAAGCAAAGGUGGGGGAAGCAGGGAGGCGAGGCAAGCAGUGGUGAAGUGGAACGGAGCUAGGCUUCGGCUGGGUUCCAUGGUGUGGGUGUGGUUUUGGCGAUAGAUGGAGACUCAAGCGUGGGUGGUUGUGGGCACGAGGAGCCACACGGAGCUGGACGCCACGGCGAGGAGGAGGAAGAGAAGGAGAUGGUCGUCUCCUCCAUAUGCGCAAGUCGUUCAAGGACUCGCUCAAGGUGCUCGAGGCCGACAUCCAACACGCCAACACCCUGGCAGCAGAUUUCUCGAGGGACUACGACGGGGUCUAUCUCUAGAUGUACAACCCCGACGCCCACUUCUUCCUCUUCCUCAUGUAGUGGACCGAUUGCAGCCUAGAUGGCGCACUUGGGCUGCUCAAGAUCCUAAUCUACAAGGUUUAUGUAGAUGGGAGUACCACCGUGACUUGGGAGCUAACUUGGAUAAUGAUCUCUUAGUUCUCAAGGCUGUAAAUUACCUUUUCCUGCACCAAGCUGUGAAGUUGUUUCCUCUCAGAUGAAGCAAAACCAAAAAAUAUCUUUUUAAAUUUUAGAAAUCGCACUGAAGCCAUGAGUGCUUCAUGGAAUUCAGUCAUCUGUUGGGGUACAAAUAUGAACUGUAGUUUUCCCCCAAUUUUUCUCUCUUUAUUUUUUCAGUGCAUUAACAUUGAUAGUAUUGGUUUUUUUUCCUAGGAAAUUAUGUCUAAAUACAAGCUCAUAACUAAUUCUGUAACUUUGAUAUUAAGAUGGGUGUUCGCCUGAUGAUUUUUAAAUGGAAAAGGAGAAUACGAUGAGUUUUAAAA